GAGAUACAGCUGCAAAAUGAAGCAGUGCAAAUGUUUCAGAUAAAAGCUUUUCAUCUUGAGCAGUCUCUACAAGAAGUGACAGAGAGAUAUGAGAAAGAAAAGCAAAAGAGGAGAGCUCUACAUAACAGCUUAGUUGAACUGAGAGGAAAUAUCAGAGUGCACUGCAGGAUCCGACCGUUGCUACCUUUUGAUGCUGCUGCUGGACAUUCCAUAUCACAAGAUAGGCAAAGAAACUUCUCAGAAAAAGUGGCAUAUGCAGCUGAUGAUGAAACUGUCCUUGUAAAGUGUAGCCGUCCGGGUCAUGCAUCAAUAAACAAGACUUUCCAGUUUGAGAGAGUUUACAAUGAUUCAGAGUCUCAAGAGACAGUAUUUGAGGAUGUGGCCCCUUUGCUAACAUCUCUCCUGGAUGGGUACAAUGUGUGUAUCAUGGCUUAUGGACAAACUGGAAGUGGGAAGACAUACACAAUGUUGGGACCACAGUUAGAGGAAAACUUUGCAUUCUCCACAGCAAAUGAAUCAGAACUUGGAAUCAUUCCUCGAGCUACCCAAGAAGUGUUCAGGCUUAUUUCAGAAAAGCCACCAGGAAGUUAUUGGGUUGAGGUAUCUGUUGUACAAGUGUAUAAUAAUGACAUCUUUGAUCUUCUGGCCGAAGACAGUUGUGGAAAAGUAUUUGGUGUCAAACGUGAUGUUGUCACAACCAGAGAAGGAAAGAGUGAUGUUCCAUUGCUUACACACGAGACUGUUGAAAAUGCAUCUGAAUUUUUGCAUCUAGUCAACAAAGGCCUACAGCUGAGGACCAGGCAUCCAACACUGGUGCAUGCUCAUUCUUCUCGUUCUCAUCUGGUGGUCACCUUAACCAUAACCACAAUUGUCUCUGGAGAUAAUUUUGGUACUUCAUGGGAAGAUGAACAAAUCAGUCAAAGACUAAAUAAAGAGGUUUCCAGCACCUUUCCACAAAAAACAAGAGACAGUAAAUCUGCCUCUUCUUCCAGAGCCUCUUCACCAGCACAACUUGAAGCCAAUGAGAAACUGAAGCAAGUCAAAACUAGAUUGCAGCUGGUGGAUCUGGCUGGCAGCGAGUGUGUUGAUGUCCUUGGAGCAAUAGCAGAGCAGCGGUCUCAUGUACCCUAUCGAAACAGCAAACUUACCCAUCUGCUUCAGGACUCUGUAGGAGGUGAUGCUAAACUGUUGUUGAUGCUGUGCAUCUCUCCUGACCAAAAGUACCUAACAGAAUCAAUGCAGUCUCUGGGAUUUGGAACUCGUGCUCGACAAGUUCAGAGAGGACAAGUCAAGAAAAAAAAUUUCCCAGUGCACAGUAAAGCAAAAUAAAACCUAAGACUCCUGUGGAUUAAAGUAUUAUUAAUGAGUUCCUCAGACUGAAAUGUAUAUUGUUGUCCUAAAGCCAUUCUUUUAGCUAUCAACUGCCAGAUAAAAUAAAC
This is a messenger RNA of Apus apus (common swift), 1439 nucleotides long. RefSeq names its product kinesin family member 25 (gene KIF25). The record is from RefSeq and is a predicted model, not a curated record. Bases 31 to 1329 code for a protein of 432 amino acids. Gene Ontology annotation, molecular function: microtubule motor activity; ATP binding; microtubule binding. Gene Ontology annotation, biological process: microtubule-based movement. NCBI's taxonomy places the organism in Eukaryota, Metazoa, Chordata, Aves, Apodiformes, Apodidae. The transcript has 12 exons.